AGCGCCGUUUGGUCCUCUCCCGGCUGCCGUCGCCGGUCCGGCCUACACAAGUGAACAAACGUCCUCUUCUCCACUCCGCCGCCGCCGUCAGACAGACGUCUCUCUUUAGCGGGUCACCGACAUGGCGAACGUGCUGCUGGAGUUUAAGGCUUCUGCCGGCGACUCCGAGCCCCAGAGUCGCCCGGUCCUGGUUGUCGGACAGCAGGCCAACCUGCAGCAGGUCAGCUGGAGCCAAGUCAGCGGGAAACUGCAGCCGGUCGUUAGCAAAGAGAUCUGGCAGGCGGCUCUCAGUGCUUUAAACCCAAACCCCACGGACAGCUGCCCCCUGUACCUCAACCAGGCUGCGGUGGCUGCCCUUCCUUCACGGGUCAGCAGGCACAAUAGCCCGUCUUCGGCCCACUUUUUGUCCCGUCUGGUCCGUUCCUGCCUGCCCGGAGGGAACACCCGCUGCAUUGUGAUGGUGUGUGAGCGUUCAGAUGUGUUCCCCUCUUCCUGUGCCAUCGCUAGGGCCUUCCCCAUCUUCUCUCGCCGCUCCUCGUCCUCACGCAGGGCUGAGAAAAAGCAUGUCACUGUGGAGUUUGUGAUCGUCGGGCAAGAGAGCAGUCCUCUGAAUGUCGCAGAACUUGAGUGUCUCUCCAAUGCUGCUGAUGGAGUGCGGCUGGCAGCUCGCAUUGUGGACAUGCCAUGCAAUGAGAUGAAUACAGACCACUUCUUAGAUGAGAUCAAGGCUGUUGGAUCUGAACUUGGAAUCACUCCAGUGAUCAUUCGUGGAGAGGAAUUGAAACAAAGAGGGUUUGGAGGUAUCUAUGGAGUUGGAAAGGCAGCAGAGCAUCCUCCUGCAUUAGCAGUCCUGAGCCACACACCAGAUGGUGCGACCCAGACUAUUGCAUGGGUGGGCAAGGGCAUUGUGUAUGACACUGGUGGACUCAGCAUCAAAGGAAAGACCACAAUGCCAGGAAUGAAGAGAGACUGUGGCGGAGCUGCUGCUAUUUUGGGAGCUUUUAAAGCUACUAUUAAACAGGGCUUUAAGGAUAACCUCCAUGCAGUUUUCUGCCUCGCUGAGAAUUCAGUUGGACCUGCGGCCACGCGACCUGAUGAUAUCCACACUCUCUACUCUGGAAAGACGGUGGAGAUCAACAACACUGAUGCAGAGGGCAGGCUGGUGCUGGCUGAUGGGGUGGUGUAUGCCAGCAAAGACCUGUCAGCUGAUAUAAUUCUGGAUAUGGCGACCCUGACGGGGGCACAGGGGGUGUCCACUGGAAAGCACCAUGCAGCUGUGAUGACCAACAGUGAGCAGUGGGAGGUUGCGUGUGUGCGUGCAGGCCGCAGCAGCGGAGAUCUCGCUCACCCUCUGGUUUAUUGCCCCGAGCUGCACUUCAGUGAGUUCACCUCUGCAAUGGCGGACAUGAAGAACUCUGUGGCAGAUCGGGAGAACGCCCAGAGCUCCUGCGCUGGCCUCUUUAUUGGUUCCCACUUGGGCUUUGAUUGGCCUGGUAUCUGGGUCCAUGUGGACAUCGCCUCUCCUGUUCACACUGGGGAGCGCGCCACGGGAUUUGGCGUCGCUCUGCUCAUGGCCCUGUUCGGUCAGGCGUCAGAUGACUCCAUGCUGAACCAAGUGUCUCCUCUGGGCGCAGCCACCAACAUGUCUGAUGGCCAGAUGGGGCGCGACUGCAAAAGACGAAGACUGGUGUAGAUCGCACGGAAGAGUUCAGGCCUGACUCUUGACUGCUCUGCUGCCACCACACACCCUAACUGUUGAAUCAAUGAAACUGUGAUUCAAAUUUCUGUGUUUGAUUAAAUGUUACUAAAUUUGGCUGCAUGAAAUAUAAUCAUAAGUAAAUCAGAUGAUAAAACACAGCCAGUCAUUUGUUUUCAUGAUCUGGCACUUUCUGCGCUCAUCCCCUCCAUCGCUUCUCUUUUUUCUUCCCUACAGUCGUUCUUUAGGUUGAUGUUGAUUCUUAAGAAAUCUGAACAAACAGGUGGUUUAUAGUUAUGACAAAUUCAUUCAGAUUUGAAUAACUGGCCAAUCUUUAUUUUUCAGUAGUAAUUCUGUCGUUCACAUUUUACAGUCAAUGGUUUUACCACUUGAAACAUGUUCGUAUUCAAAUAUCCACCUCAUCAUCAGACAUUGCUGUAUCUGAUCCUAUAUGCAAAGUGAGGAUUCUGCCAUACAUGUUGUCUCAGACAUUGGGAAAAAUUCUGUUUCAGGAUACAUAGCGCUGGAUAUUAUCAUUUUGCACUUUGUAAUCAUCCUGUUAAUAGUUGGACUGAGUAAUCUCUUGACCAAAAUGGAGGACUGAGUGCAUACUACAGUUUUUAACACUUUCACAGUUGUGCCGGAUUAGUAAUAAUGAGCAUUUACUUCAUGUGUUGUCAGCAAAAAACGCACGUUCAAGAUGUUAACUUUGUUCGAUAGGUUCCAGUGCGAGUGUUUUCCACCUUUGUGACAUUCGGUUUGUCCCUCAAUAAAGGCAGUGCCAUCGGACCUCUGA
Molecule: messenger RNA, 2492 nt
Organism: Scophthalmus maximus (turbot)
Lineage: Eukaryota; Metazoa; Chordata; Actinopteri; Pleuronectiformes; Scophthalmidae
Gene: npepl1
Product: aminopeptidase like 1
Exons: 12
Coding region: 122-1693 (523 amino acids)
Biological process (GO): proteolysis
Cellular component (GO): cytoplasm
Molecular function (GO): manganese ion binding; metalloaminopeptidase activity
Source: RefSeq, a predicted model, not a curated record